GCUCGUCGACUCUUGAGUACAUCUGGAACCCUAUUACGAGGUAUCGAAAAUUUCCUAGUACUUGAUUUUGAGGCCACCUGUAAUGAGAUCAGCAAAAUUCAGCCACAAGAGAUCAUUGAAUUUCCUGUCUUGUUGCUUAGAGGUCAAGGACUACCUGAAAUCGAUCGGUUUCAUAGAUUUGUUAAACCUGUCUAUCAUCCCCAGCUCACUGAUUUCUGCACUCGCCUGACGGGAAUAAUUCAAGAUAUGGUGGAUUUCCAACCAACCUUUCCCGAUGUUAUGAAGGAAUUUGAAUCCUGGAUUGAUAGCCAUUUUCCAACUGAAGAACAGAAGUCGAAAUUCGCUUUUGUCACCUGUGGUAGCUGGGAUUUACGCUAUAUGUUGCCACACCAGGCCUCUUUAUGGAAUAUCACCGUUCCUCCCUAUUGUCGACGCUGGGUUGACGUUAAGAAGGAGUAUGCGGACUUCACGGGCCAACAUCCCACUGGUCUAAUUUCAAUACUAAAGAACUUGAAUUUACCGCAUGAUGGACGUCUACAUAGUGGCAUUGAUGAUUGUCGAAAUAUUGCAAAAGUGUUGCGUUUCCUUGUCCAAGAAAAUGUCAAUCUCAGAUAUUCUGAGUAA
Molecule: messenger RNA, 624 nt
Organism: Rodentolepis nana
Lineage: Eukaryota; Metazoa; Platyhelminthes; Cestoda; Cyclophyllidea; Hymenolepididae
Source: the annotation of a GenBank genome assembly